This is a messenger RNA of Chiloscyllium plagiosum (whitespotted bambooshark), 2157 nucleotides long. RefSeq names its product UTP15 small subunit processome component (gene utp15). Gene Ontology annotation, biological process: rRNA processing; positive regulation of transcription by RNA polymerase I. The record is from RefSeq and is a predicted model, not a curated record. Lineage: Eukaryota; Metazoa; Chordata; Chondrichthyes; Orectolobiformes; Hemiscylliidae. Gene Ontology annotation, molecular function: protein binding. Gene Ontology annotation, cellular component: nucleolus.
CUACAGAGGGACGUGGUUGCCGGUCGGUGUUGGUGGAGGACGGUGAGAGAAGCCGCGUGAGUGGCGGCGCGAGCCGGGCACCGCUGACGGUUACUGUUUAAAAGGUGGAUGGCGCUGACGUGCUCGAGAGAAGGCUGUGACUUCUGCUAGAAUAAAAAAAGAAAGACAAUGUUGUCUUACAAACCAACCGUUAUUCAGACCUAUCCAAAACUUGGCAACAAGGUCACACAGGACACAUUAUACUGGAAAAAUUAUAAGAGCCCUGUUCAAAUAAAAGAGUUUGGUGCUGUGACGAACAUAAAUUUUUCUCCAAUUGCUCCCUACAAUUAUGCAGUAACUGCUUCUACAAGGAUCAACAUAUAUGGUCGAUAUUCUCAAGAACCCUUAAAAACGUUUUCCCGAUUUAAAGACACAGCAUAUUGCGGUACAUACAGAAGUGAUGGAAGGCUGCUUGCUGCAGGCAGUGAGGAUGGUAUUGUUCGCCUCUUUGAUGUUGCUGGCCGAGCAGCCCUUAGACAAUACAGUGGCCACACUAAAGCAGUUCAAGUCACUGCAUUCACCUCUGACAAAUAUCAUUUGAUGUCUGGAUCAGAUGAUUAUUCAGUCCGGCUUUGGGACAUUCCAAGCACAACAGAACUUCACUGCUUUAAAGAACAUACUGAUUAUAUACGAUGUGGUUGUACCAGCAAUUUGAAUGCAGAUCUCUUUGUUACAGGUUCGUAUGAUCACACGGUGAAGGUGUUUGAUGCCCGAAUGGAUAAAAGUGUAAUAACUAUGGAACAUGGACAGCCAGUAGAGAGUGUGUUGCUUUUUCCAUCAGGUGGACUUCUUAUAUCAGCAGGUGGGCGGUAUGUUAAAGUCUGGGAUAUGCUGAAAGGAGGACAGCUGCUGGUUUCAUUACGAAACCACCACAAGACCGUCACCUGCUUAUGUCUAAGUAGCUCAGGACAGAGGCUCCUCUCAGGCUCUCUUGAUAGGCAUGUGAAAAUCUACAGUACAUCAACAUACAAAGUAGUCCACAGUCUGGAUUAUGCGGCAGCCAUUCUGAGCUUGGCUUUAGCUCCUGAAAAUGAAGCCAUUGUUGUUGGAAUGACUAACAGUGUCUUGAAUAUACGUCAUCGAAAGCACAAUGAAAAUAAGCAAGAAAAAAAGAAAAAGGGACCGUCUUACAGAUUUUUCAUAAAAGGAAAAGAUUACAUGCCAAAAAAGGGUGAUCUUUUGGUCAGUAAGCCAGUGAAAUUUCACCUGAAGAAGUACGACAAGCUAUUGAAAGGUUUCCAAGUUUCUCUUGCACUUGAUGCUGUUUUGGAGACAAAUAUCAGGGUAAAGACGCCAGAGAUUACCACAGGGGUAAUGCAAGAACUUAACCGCCGAGGAGUACUUCAAAAUGCACUUGCAGGAAGAGAUGAAAAACAGCUCAGCGUUCUCCUUAGCUUCCUUAUCAGGAACGUUGUUGAUCCAAGGUUUACAUCUGUUCUAGUAAAUGUUGCAGAGAUUAUUGUUGAUAUUUAUAGUUCUGUGAUUGGUGAGUCACCACUGGUUGAUAACCAGUUCCUGAAGCUGCAAGACCUCAUAGAGAAAGAGAUUGAUUAUCAGGAAGAACUGCUUGAAGUCCUCGGAAUGAUGGACACAAUAUUUGCAACAAUGACAACUAAAAAGAAUGCUGUUAUUUGCGGAAAUCAAAACUAUGCCUUAAUUGCUGGACCUGAGGAAGAACCAAUGGUAAUUGCCUGAAAUCAAAGCUCUUCACUAACAUCAUAAACUGGAUUAGGCACAUUUGCACAUAAAUCUGUAUAAUCCCCAGGCAAGUGAAGGUAAAGUUUGCAAAUGUGAAUGGAAUAUUUACCUACGCAUUUGCUAUUCUGUUAUAACCAGAAACAAAUUUGGGGUGAUAUAGUGUGUGUGGCUAGAUACAUAAACUUCUUAUUAGCUGAAUUUCUUUAGGGGAAUUAAUACUGUGAUAUUGUACAUGUUGAGGAAGUAAAGAUUUUUUCUCAUUUCUGCCAUCAAAACCUCGCCACUCUUAUUAAUGGACAUACAAAGAAAGAAAUGCAGAUUUAAAAACUAGAGAUAUUAGUAUUCUGCACAAAUCUUUUAAUUCAGAGACUUGAAUUUUGUAUCAAGGAAACUAAAUAUUGAUCAUGGUGGAAAAGUAAA